Fusarium verticillioides 7600 is the source of this 846-nucleotide messenger RNA. RefSeq lists its product as hypothetical. The transcript has a single exon. Gene Ontology annotation, cellular component: membrane. NCBI's taxonomy places the organism in Eukaryota, Fungi, Ascomycota, Sordariomycetes, Hypocreales, Nectriaceae. The coding region runs from base 1 to 846 and encodes 281 amino acids. The record is from RefSeq and is a predicted model, not a curated record.
AUGAUGCCUCAAACCCCUGAGAAAGCAUUCAGCAGCGGCGUUGCUGUGAUAACAGGAGCCGGAGGUGGUCUGGGUUCCGGUCUCGCUCGGCAUAUUGCCUCAUUCGGAAUGGCCGUCAUCAUCGCCGACAUCGACCUCGAACGCGCCGAGGAAGUGGCUUCUGACAUUAGGGCCGCCAAUGGGAAAGCAGAAGCGAGAGGUGUCGAUGUAUCACGGCCUGGUGAGCUGGAUGCACUGGCCAAAUACGUUCACGAUCACUACGGAGAUGUUCAACUGCUCAUCAACAACGCGGCAAUCGAGACACUUGGUCCGUUAUGGGAAUUGUCUUCCUCCCGGUGGGAGGCGAUUUUGAAUGCCAACAUCCAUGGCCCUAUCCACGGUGUUCGGGCCUUUCUGCCCCGCAUGAUGGCCUCCGGAAAGGAAUGCUGGAUCGCCAACGUUUCGAGCGUCGGGGCCUUCACCACCAUCCCAGGCCAAUCAGCGUACGCCGUUACGAAGCACUCCGUGCAAGCCUUUACAGAGUCCCUGUAUGUGGAGUUGAGAUCUGAAAAGGCGCCCAUACAUGUUAGCGCUGUGAUUCCAGGACUGCUCAAUACUGGUAUCUUCGACUGGGCUCGCCACGAAGACUCCACAGUUGAUCCAGCCCAGAAGAAACAUCGAAGGGCAAUGGCAGAACUAGCAAGAAAGAGGGGAAUGGGUAUUGAGGAAGCGAGCCGUUUGGUCGUGCAACAAGUUGCAGCUGGGAAGCUCUGGGUUUCUACCCAUCCGGCUAUCUUGACGGAGAUUUUGCAACAGAGGACCCAGUUCUACGAGAGCCAGGGAGAGCCUAAUGUUCCUCCAGCAUAA